This is a messenger RNA of Penaeus vannamei (Pacific white shrimp), 4261 nucleotides long. The record is from RefSeq and is a predicted model, not a curated record. Lineage: Eukaryota; Metazoa; Arthropoda; Malacostraca; Decapoda; Penaeidae.
AUGGCCAGUUCCCAGCUCACGCUGCUCAAUGACGAAUGUGCACGUGCACGUGCCGUCUUUCCAUUAGACUCUCAAUGUUGCUGCUGGAAGGGCUCUCAGGCCAUCGUUCAUGGGCACUGGCUGGGAACUGCCAUUGGAAAGAUUCGCACUCAGAUGGCUGAGACAGAAGAGAUUAGAACACCUCUUCAGCAGAAACUGGAUGAAUUUGGUGAACAGCUUUCCAAAGUCAUUUCUGUCAUUUGUGUUGCUGUUUGGGCCAUCAACAUUGGGCACUUCAGUGAUCCCGUUCAUGGUGGUUCUUGGUUCAAGGGAGCUAUUUAUUACUUCAAGAUUGCUGUUGCUCUGGCUGUAGCUGCCAUCCCUGAAGGUCUCCCUGCUGUCAUCACCACUUGCCUUGCCCUUGGCACUCGCCGCAUGGCCAGAAAAAUAAGGUCGUCUUUGCCUUCGGUUGAGACUCUAGGUUGUACCUCUGUUAUCUGCUCAGACAAGACUGGCACACUCACCACCAACCAGAUGUCUGUCUCUCGCAUGUUCAUUAUGGAUAAGGUUGAGGGUAAUGACUGCUCUCUUCUGGAAUUCGAGAUCACUGGCUCCACCUAUGAGCCCAUUGGUGAGAUUCGUCUCAAUGGUGCUAAGGUUGCAGGAUCAGAUUUUAUUGGAUUGCAAGAACUCUCGACCAUCUCGGUAAUGUGCAAUGAUUCUUCGGUGGACUACAAUGAGUUCAAGAAUCAGUUUGAAAAGGUUGGAGAAGCAACAGAGACUGCACUCAUUGUCCUGGCUGAGAAAAUCAACCCAUUUAAUCAGUCCAAGUUUGGCCUAGAUCGGCGUACUGCUGCUCUUGUAACAAAGCGUGACAUGGAGACACGUUGGAAGAAGGAUUUCACUCUUGAGUUCUCACGUGAUCGCAAGUCCAUGUCAACGUAUUGCACUCCCCUCCAGUCUUCUAAUAUGGGCACAGGAUCCAAGAUGUUCUGCAAGGGAGCUCCUGAGGGUGUGCUGGACCGUUGUGCUUUUGUACGUGUUGGAACACAGAAAGUUCCUCUCACUGCAGCCGUAAAGGAUAAGAUCAUGUCUGUCAUUCGUCAGUAUGGCAGUGGUCGGGACACACUCCGUUGCUUAGGUCUUGCCACCAUAGACAAUCCCCCAAUGCCAGAGCAGAUGAACUUGGCUGACUCGACCAAGUUCCAUUCGUAUGAAGUCAGCAUGACCUUUGUUGGUGUGGUUGGAAUGCUUGAUCCUCCCCGAAAAGAAGUCCGUGAUUCUGUAAAAAGAUGCCGAGCAGCUGGCAUUCGUGUUAUUGUCAUCACUGGAGACAAUAAGGCCACUGCUGAGGCCAUUUGCCGUCGCAUCGGAGUGUUUGAGGAGGAUGAGGAUCUAACAGGUCUGUCUUACUCUGGACGUGAAUUUGAUGAACUUAGUCCCAAGGAGCAGAGGGAAGCUUGCAAUCGUGCCCGGCUGUUCUCUCGUGUUGAGCCUUUCCACAAGUCAAAGAUUGUUGAAUACUUGCAGGCUGAAGGUGAGAUCUCUGCCAUGACUGGUGAUGGUGUGAAUGAUGCUCCUGCUCUGAAGAAGGCUGAGAUUGGUAUUGCCAUGGGUUCAGGCACUGCUGUAGCCAAGUCUGCUUCUGAGAUGGUGCUUGCUGAUGACAACUUCUCUUCCAUUGUGGCUGCUGUUGAGGAAGGCCGUGCCAUCUACAAUAACAUGAAGCAGUUCAUCCGUUACCUCAUUUCCUCCAACAUUGGUGAAGUGGUGUCCAUCUUCUUGACUGCUGCUCUUGGUCUCCCUGAAGCUCUCAUUCCUGUCCAGCUCUUGUGGGUCAACCUGGUUACUGAUGGUCCACCUGCCACUGCUCUGGGCUUCAACCCCCCUGACCUUGACAUCAUGGACAAACCCCCACGCAAGGCUGACGAGUCUCUCAUCUCUGGCUGGCUCUUCUUCCGCUACAUGGCCAUUGGAUGUUAUGUUGGUGCCGCUACAGUUUUUGCUGCCUCUUGGUGGUACAUGUAUGACCCCACUGGCCCUCAACUCAACUACUACCAGCUAUCUCACCAUCUCUCCUGUACAACAGAUAUGGAAAACUUUAAAGAUAUAGACUGCACUGUCUUCAGCCACCCAGCACCCAUGACAAUGGCCCUAUCUGUGUUGGUUACUAUUGAGAUGCUCAAUGCUCUAAACAGUGUAUCGGAGAACCAGUCCCUCUUGGUAAUGCCGCCUUGGGUCAACAUCUGGCUCCUGCUGGCCAUGGCUCUCUCCAUGAUCCUCCACUUCUUCAUUCUCUACAUCAACUUCCUUUCGACUGUGUUUAAUGUUAUGCCACUCUCUGUAGCGCAAUGGAUUGCAGUGAUGGAUAUAUCCUUCCCUGUAAUUAUAUUGGAUGAAACCUUCAAGUUCUUUGCCCGCAAGUUAGCCGAUGGUGAAAAUCCCAUAUACUCCUGUCACUGGAUUGUCUUGGCAUGGGGACUGUACUUGGCAUACAUUAAGCAAUACUUCUUGUAACGUAGGUAAUCCCUUAAUGGAAAAUUAGAUUGUCACAUUCUAUUUGGUGUGAGGGGUUGAUGAAAGGGAGACAGCUCGAGCUGACGAUGCACUUGUGGUGCUCUUUUGUAAGGGAGGGCUGUAAAGGGUCUACAAUAUACAUGGUUGUUGUGGUCGCAAAACCCCAGCAGUCCUAAAGUUUCACCUGAAUGGCAGGUUAGGUUUGGCUGGGAGGGUUUUCAAGAUAUCUUUGAAGCUGAGAUUACAGUUCUCCCGUAACUUUUUCCUUGCAAGUCAGCUGCAGUCAGACUAUCAAUAUAACUAUAACUGAAGUCUAGAUAAUGGAUUCCAGACAACUGUUGAGGCAGAACUCCUUUGAAUAUUUGAGAUUACGAGAUACUGAUUGUCAUGUUAAUGAUUUUAUGGUUGGGGGCCUCGGUGUCUUGUGAAGGAUGUAGUUUUUCCCAGGGACUGUCUGGAGCAGGAUAAAAUUGAAGGAAAGCAACAAUUCCUCCAAUGGAUUCCAGCGCACGGAUUACUGUGCUGAUGACUGAAGUAACUCAGUGACCAUAUCAGUCAAAAUGCGCAAUGGGUCAUGUUCCUCAAACUGAGUCUGAUGUUUUCACCUGUACAGUGUUUGUGUGGCGUUCUUUCGCCCAAGAUAACAGGCUGGGAUAAACUAAAGGGGUCUUUAACUUAUCAUCCAAAAGAUGUGCAUGGAUGUAUGUGUGCAGUUAAUGUAUCAUAUUUUAAGUUGAAUGUAUAUUUUUAUCAGUUAAAUGAUAAAUUUUGUUGGGGGGGGGAAGAAAUGUGUCUUCAUAGUGUAUCUACAAAAAAUACUUUUUCUAAUAAAACCUGUAAUUUUUAAGGGAAAAAUAGCAACAGUACAUAGUGGGCAAUAUUUAGCUAGCAUUAGCUAGAACUUACUUAACUGAUUUAGGUAGAAGUGAUGACAGUGCUGGGUGAGUAUUGGCCUCUGUGCAUUUUUGUUUUUAGUGAACUCAAUUAUCAUGGCACAUAGUGUCUUUCCAGUAUAUUUUAAGGGAACGCUGGGAGCAAUCUUGUGAUGCGGGUUGUGUCAUUAUUAUUUUUGUUAUGAUUUUGUAUCAUUUUUGGGGGGGAGUAUUGUUUUGAUAUGAUGAUCAUUUUUCCCAACUUAAUAUGCCAAAGUCAUUAGCAUAUUUCCAUCACAUGGGUGCAAAAAUUUACUUUUAGCCUGGAGAACAUAGAAUAUGUUAAUGAGUAUCGUAGUAAGACCUUUGAUAUUAUUUUCAUUAUGAUUAUUAUUUGCCUUUUGACAUUAUGUUACUUUUGUAAAGAAUAUCUCUGCCUCUCUUCUCAGAAUCAUUACUGAAUAGUAGUUCAAAAACAUGUAUAUUGCUCUCAGUCAUUUUGUAGGAUUCAGAGUAAACUUUCCUUUUUCAUAUAGCUUAUAUUUCUACAUAUUUAUUUCAGAAUAUUUUCACCAAUUUUUUAAGUUGAUAAGGGACGUAUUAGGACUUUAUAUAUGUUCUAUUGUCUUAUAUUUUCAUAAAAGUAGACGUUAUUGCUACAGGACUGUGAGAGUGAGAGCUUGACCGUAUACACACAACUCGAUUGAUGAUAGAAAGGUGCUGAGGGACUUUCAUCCAGUAGAAGAUAAAAGGCUUUAGUUUUUGUAGUUAUGAACACAAAAGUAAGUCAAUAAAGAAAGAGAGAAGGCAUUGAAGUGGCAGUGGAGAUCAAAAUGUCAUGUUCUUAGGACCUUGUAGUGAAUUUGUACUUGCAUCAGAACUAAUAUUGUACA